This is a messenger RNA of Anguilla anguilla (European eel), 664 nucleotides long. It is a transcript of the gene gemin7, whose product is annotated as gem (nuclear organelle) associated protein 7. Gene Ontology annotation, cellular component: SMN-Sm protein complex. The record is from RefSeq and is a predicted model, not a curated record. NCBI's taxonomy places the organism in Eukaryota, Metazoa, Chordata, Actinopteri, Anguilliformes, Anguillidae. Bases 153 to 575 code for a protein of 140 amino acids. The transcript is spliced from 2 exons. Gene Ontology annotation, biological process: spliceosomal snRNP assembly.
UAAUGCACCAAAAGCUGGUUUACCAACCGCCAUUAAACAAGAAGAAAAAGCAGAAGGAGAAGAAAAAGAAGCAGCAGCAGCAGCAGCACAAGAACAACAACUUUAGUGAGACGACAGCUAACGUUUGAAUUUCUUCAAUCGAGGCAGGGACCAUGAGAAUGCCAGUACGUGUAUUGCGCUUACCCAGAGGCCCAGACCCCAACAGUCGCGGCUUUGACCCGAGCUCUCCAAGAUACGCCUCUUUGUGUCGGACCACAAUUUCUGCUUUUACUGAAUCGCGAACAGACUGUAGUUAUCUACGUAAUGAACAACAUACACGCUCGGUUCUGAGGGAACAGUACCUGAGAAGUCUUCUUGCUAUGUCCCUAAAACAAAUCCGCUUCAGCAUGUACGAGAGAGUACUGGUGGAAGCAAAAUUCGGAGCCGCCGAUAUCGACGUUCUUAAUUUCCAAGUGUCUGAUUUGCAAACUCCAUUAGGCGUUCAGAAGGAAGCUUUGAUCCGUUGCCCAGAUGUUAUUUCAUACACAUUUGAACUCUGUGAAACCAGCACAUUGCCGUUUUCUGCCUGUUGUUGAUGACCGGUGUACAUGGAUUUUUUUUUGUUGAGAAAUUAUGUUUAAUCCUAUUGCAUGCAGCAAUAAAUAAAUGAACUUCUACGUGAAAA